UACAUGUUCUACAGUUGAGUAUAAUAAUAUUGUUCAAGUAAUAUAGUAGUAUUCUAUCCAAAACUCGGCAGGUUUUGCCGCUUCGUGAAAAUGCCAAAGUAUCUAUUAUUAAUCACAGAAUGACACCCGGCAAUUCGUUUGAUAAACUCGAAUUAUAAUCAUAGAUAGGUAUAUAAAAUAACUAGAUAGCAAACUCUGUAUAGCUUUACAACAAUUUGAAGUCGUCAACCAUUUACAGGUGGGACAAAAACGAUUGCAAAAUAGGAUAUAAUCGACAUCGAUAGAAGUAGUAUCGAUUUUUAUAUCGAUUUGAUGUUUAUUAUCUCAUAAUAAUGGACACAACGUAAUAAUAAGAAUAACAACCGUUAAAUAUCAAUAAUUCAGUAUUGUUUUUGUCCAACCUGUAAAUGGCGUCUGCCUUCAAUAAUAUAGAUACGAGUUUGCUAUCUAGAUAUUUUAUAUAUCUAUGGUUAUAACUAAUAAAUCGAAUCGUGAUUAGAUAAGAUAAGAAAGCAUAUACGCUAAGUAGAAAAACAUUAACGUAUAUACUAGUGUAUACAGUAUCACACUGACCCAUCCUGGCCUUCGAUGUUGGUUGCAGUGAACUACGCGAUCGGUGUUACUGCAGUGAACCAGGCAGUCGGGACUCUUUGAUAUUUAUUUAUUUAAAUUUUGAGCAGAGCGAUAGAAGAAGCUCGUACCUAAAUUAUAUUAUAAUAUAUGGAAAAUGACAAGCUCGUUUUUAAAAAUCACAAAGAUAAAUGGAUUACGCGCUUUUAGUAGACGUCGAGACGCGUAAGUUUGUUGAUGCUACCUAUAUUGAUUUAUUUGCAUGUUUUUAUUCGUACAAUAGGUACUUCUAUGUGUAUUUUUUAAAUAAAUCAUUCGUAAAUACAAUACUUUCAGAUUCAUUAUAAAAGUAAAAUCGUGCAUCUAUCCCAUAUAAUUUAAUGUCUGCAUUUAUUUCCAUUUGCAAGCCCACCUCUGCAUUAUAAUAGAUUUAUUACAAUUCUGUUUUUUUUUGGAAAAUGUAACUAAAAUAAAAUAAUAUUUUCCAUAAAUUAUAUUGGGUUGGCACGUGCAUGUUCUAGUGGCUCAAGUAGUCAGAAAAAGCAAGAACAUUUUAAUUUUACGUUAGUAAGUACUAUCGAUACAAUAAUGCUAAUAACAGAUUCACUGGUUUAUUCAUGUACAUUCACAUUUAAACUAAAUAUUCGAUUUUUUUCCACCACUUUAGGAACAAUAUCCUGUCAGCUGUGUCAAUAUAAAUUUAUGUUUUUUAAUAAUAAUAAUAUCCAGUCAAUUUUCAUCUAAAAUUUUAAGAACGUUUCAAAACCAUAAUGUAGGAUACAAAAUGUAAUCUCUAGAGUGAAUAUCAUUGCGUGAUAAUAUGUUGGCCUGGAAUAAUAUAACACUAUGCAAUUCGAUUUGCACGGUUUUAUGAGAUGGCUUCGCAAAUGGAAAGUACGAUAAAAACAAUAAUAUAAUAUAUUAAUAUGUAUAUUUAACACAUAUAAUUUACUGUGUAUCAGAUUAUUAUUUAUAUUGGAUUGAGUAUCUUAUAACGUCGUUAAUUAAGUGUAUAAAACCUCUCACCGACCUUUUUGUUACAUUUAGUUACUUAUAUUUAGUUUUAGAUUUUUUUUUUUUCAAAAUAAUUAUUUAUCUGUUCUUUGUAAAGUAGUGACCUAGUCUUGAAAAACGGUCACCGGUCCAAGCACAGUUAUCUGUAUGGGGCUUCAAUCGAUCCGCUAAGACCAUAUACUAUCGGAAGAAUUUUCAACGACGCCGUACGCCAAAAUCCCGACCAAAAAUAUUUGGUCAGCCGACACGAGAACAAAACGUACACAUACGCCACCAUUGAUUCCGAGGUCAAUAUAUUAUGCAUAUAUGUAAUACGGCAUCACAAACAUCAUUUUCGAUUAGGAUCGGUAGGAUAUAUCGAUAGGAUUGGUAUAAGCAGCUGGUAUAGUGACGUGCCUAAGGGACUUGGAAUAUUCAGCCCCUCCCAUUAUUCAUAUUAAAAUAUAAAAAAUAUAAUAAAAUAUUCAACAUUGAAAAUGUAUUGCUAAUAAAAUAAUAGUCUACACGUUUGCACUACUGAGUAAACCAAGUAGAAAUAAUGGAGGGCUAUAAAUUGUUGAAAAGUAUUUUGUCGGAAAUGGGUUUUUUGGAACCGUAUUUUGUCGGAAAAAUAAAUAGUUGGAUAUUAUUUUUUCGGAAAAAUAUUAUGUUAGAAAGUUUUUUUUUGGAAAAAUAAUUUGUCGGAGAGUAUUUUGUCGGAACUGUUCAACAUAAUUUCAUCAUAAGCACUCUGGGACUGCAUGUUAUCGUCAUUGGGUAAAAAUUAUUUUUCAACAAAACACGGUUCUGACAAAAUAUUUUCCAAUAUUUUAUGCGCCCCCGAAAUAAUAAUUACUUUUAAUUGUUAAAUUUUGUUUUUUAGGUACAAUAAAUAUUAAAAUAAAUAUUAUUAUACUACACAAUAAUUAUGUACUUAUCAAAAUGGCCUCAUUUCUUUUGGCUCAGUAAAAUAGAUUAUAAUAUAGCGGUAAUGCUACUGGUUAGCAGAUAUAGAAAAUUCGUAUAGGUUUAAUUUUUAAUUCUGAACGCAACGCGAUAUCUUAUUGUAAACAAAAUACGACCCCGAGAGGCCAUAAAUAAAACCUAACAUAUGUAUAAAAUAAUUUACAAUUUUCACGAAAUCUUUAAAAAAUGGUUCUUCAAACGUUUAUAAUUUUAUCCUAUAUUAGCCUGUAGAUUUUUAAAUAAAUCAUUAAAUUUCUUUCGGGUGUCUCGGCACAAUUGUAAUCAGUUUAAUGUCCAAUAUGUCGUUAAACAUUGACAUUGACGCGAGAAUUAAAUUAAAUUAAUUAGCAUUCUAAUUGUUUUUUUCUAGGUCGACAAACUGUGCAGGAGUUUCAAUGCCAUCGGCCUUAAACGCGGUGAACGAAUUGGUGUGUGGAUGCCAAACUGCGCACUUUAUGUUUCGUUGGUGCUCGCCGCGUCUCGUCUAGGACUAAUAUUUGUAUUUUAUUUAAUAAAAAUAUAUGACUGUUUCUCCUAAUAACGGUGUAAAAUCAAAAUUAAUUUAUGCAAUUAUAUAGGUUAACAUCAAUCCCGCGUACCAGAGUGACGAGUUGAAACACAGUUUGACCCUGGUGGGAGUCAAAUGUUUGGUGGCCUUGGAAACAUUUAAAACCCAAAACUAUCCCGAAAUAAUAGAAAGAAUCGACCAGGACAUUUGGAAACGACCCCCGAACUCGCCAGUCAAGUCCAAAGUGUUGCCAUUUUUAGAGACGGUUGUUUUUAAUUCCGAAAAUCGUAUCAAGUUAGCGGCUAUUAUGAUAUUAUUAUUUUACUUUAAACUGAUAAUUUUGUUCUAAUCGAUUUAACCUGAGUGCCGACAGUAAUAAAGUAGUUAUAAACGAGUAGGUAUCAUCAUUAUGAAUAUAAGCGUUGAGUAACUUUAUUUGGUAAUUUUUGUUACAGCGGUGCUUAUAAUUUAGAAUCGUUUUUGGAUUUGGGCUCGAAUAGAAAUUAUGACGUCCCUAAUAUUCAACCUGAUGAAGGAUGCAACAUUCAAUUUACUUCGGUAAAACAGCGCAUUUUACACUAUUCAAAUAGAGUAUAGUAAAAUAUUAAAGUUUCACGUUUAAAUCGUAUUUUUUCUUAUUUCAUAAACUGUAUCACUAAGUUCUAAAAAUUAGCCAAGUAAUAAAAACUUACCUAUCCUCAAGUGUGACGGAGACGAAAUACAGAGGUAUUCAUAUUAAUGUUAUAAAGUGUACAGCUACAAUAGCAAACAUUUCUUUGAUAUGCACAAAGCCGUUUAACAGACAAACACAAAAUCAUAUCUAAUAUAAAAUUGAUCAAGUGGGUACAUUCAUUUAUUAUUUUUGAUUGAACGUUAGAUUUUACGACUGGCCGGCGUUGAUUAGUGUGCAUUUAUUUGACCACAUUACCGAUCCGAAUCGAAUAAAUGCUCAACCGCGUUUUAAUGAUAUUUUUACGAUGCUAUUUACCGUGUAUGAUUUUCUUAUAAAUAAUAUUAACUAUAGCUGUCUAUUGUCCGGUUAUUCAUUCAUGUCUUCCAUUAGUUAAGCUAAAUCAUAUUUAGGGUGGAACACACAAACAUUAUUUUUCUAUCUAUUAUACAUGUGUAUAAUAGAAUGUAUCUCUGCAGUUUGUCCUUUAUGCAUUAUGCUACACCAUUCAUCCGAUCCCCCAUUAAACUUUGGUAAGUUGUUCUACGUUGCCCGGAAAAAGUUUUUAGUUAUUGAAAUCCGCCCCAUAUUGAAUUCUAUUUUCUGAAACUCGGUUUUUAGGCAUUUUUAGUACAAAAAUCUAAUUAUUUUUGUUGAUUUAUAGGUUACCUUGGUAACACAGACGAAAAAAAAAUAUUGUUAUUAAUUUGUGUAGUGCUAUCCCUGUGAUGUGCGGGUAUCUAUAGUGAUAGAUGAGCAUCAUUUGUGUAGCGGCACGGCGUUUUAAUAAUGCACCACUACUACUCUCCCCCGACUUAAACUUAAAAGUGGAAUAUCUCGUCAACGAAUUAAAGGAAAUUCAAAAUUUCAAAACCAAAAUGUAUUUUAACUAAUACAACGUCAAUUUAUGUGUUUUUUAAUAUAGGUUGCCUUUUGAAAAUCCAAAGUAGGUAGUUUUACUACCAAAAAUAAGGGUGAAAAAAAAUAACAUAAAUGUAAAAUUUUAAUUUAAUUCUUAAACGUUUUAUAAAACAGAUUCCGAAAAAAAGUUAAUACAUUUCGAGAUAAUGAGUGUCUUACGAUAGAUUAAUCAUCUUGUAUAAACAUUGCGGGUCUUUUCGAUUAUUUUCACCGAAUUACAACAAAAACAAAAUCAAAAAUAAUGAAACUGUUAUUUUUGUAAAUUUUCCCGUUUUUCCUAAAUGUUUCCCAAUUAUUAAAAAGAGUACAAGAAAAAUAAAAAAAAACAACCAUACGCAACCGUAAGACAACAUUUUCUUUCAGAAAUAAUGCUUCUCUUGAAAUUCAAAGCUAUUUAAAAAAAAAUAAAUCGCACACAUCAUAAUAAAACGAAUCGUCUUUAUUAGGUAGUAUUUCUAUGCUCGUAAAUUUGUAUGCAUAUAUUAUAUUAAUUUGUUAUCUAAAUAAGUACUUGAACAGUUUAAUGACCAUAUAAAAAUAGUCGUCAAUGUUAAUAUAUCAGCGUAGGCACCUAACAUUAUGCAUGUAUAAUGGUUACAGAUAAUAUACCAUAAGACAAUAUUAUGCAGUACCAUUACUUACAUACAACUAUAAAAAUAAACAUUUUUUACGGUUUUAGGGCACUACUGGUAAACCAAAAGCAACACUAUUAAAUCAUUUCGGGAUGGUAAACAACAUCAAUUUUAUCAUGAAACGUCUUGGAAUUCACGAAAAUGUUAGUGAAUAGUAAAAAUUAUCUACAUGUUAUUAUUAUAUUUUACAAUAAGUAACGAAUUGUGGUUUUCUGUCGAAUUUUCCCCAAAAAUAGAAACUAAUGACCAUUUUGUAGUGUAUACUGAAUCUAUAUAUAUCUUUUUAUUGAUAUUAGUAGACACUUCUUAGGACUCCAUUUGGACUAAAUUAGCUCAAACAUGGGAAUUCGAGUUUGUUUUAUAAGCGAAUCUAAGUGCCUAGUAUUUAAUUGCAGUAUGAAUUUCAACAUGCUGUUACGGGAGGGUGUUUUUUAAGCUCCCCCCCAAAUGAAAUACCAAGGGAAUGUGAUUUUGUAUAUUAUGCAUUGCGUAAGUGACAAUAUUGUGCCUUUUGAAGAUUUUGACUUUGAACUACCGUCCCUACCACUUGUACACUCAACGUUUUUUUAAAAGUAGUACAACAUUGUACUGUUUUAGUUAUUUAUUGUUUUACAAAAAACAUUUUUAUAAUAAAAAAUAAGUGAGGGAAAAUUCGACUUUAGUGAGGGAACUUUACUGCUUACAAGUGUUUUUUGAUUCCUGAUUGUUCUUAUUAUAUCUUACUAUCAAUGUUGUAACUUUGUAAGUAAAUAAUAAUUUUUUAAUAGGGUAAUUUAAAUACAUUUUGCUGUAUGCCACCGUUGUUUCAUACUUUUGGCUUAUCCAUCGGCAUACUUGGAACUUUGAUUACUAAAUCGACAUUAUAUUUUCCAUCGGCGCAUUUCGAACCAAAAGCCGCAGUCGAUGUUAUUAUUCAAGACAAGUAAGUGAAUAUAGUGACGCUGAUCAUUCUCAGCGGUAAAUCCCCUAGCACUUUUUGAUGGUGGGCGAGUGGGUUAGGAUAAAUGCAUGAACAUUUAACAUCUCAACGCAUUAUAGUAUUAAAAACAAUUAAUUGUUUGGUUUUGUGACGGGUGGAUAUGUUUAUAUUAUAUUUUACCCCGAGAUAUUGAGUAGAGAUUGGUGCCACUGAGUGAAUAUUAAUAAUAGCAAAUACUUAAUGUUUACAUUAAACACAUAUACCAUAUAAACAUAUAUAUUUUAAAUAUAAAGUUGAUUUUAUUUUAUAUUUUGAUUGUUGGAUAUGGAUAUGCAUAAUGGUUAUUGUUAACAUUUUUGAUGGUUUCAUUUGGAAAUGAUAUAAUAUGUCAGACAAUAAAAUUGUUAAAUUCAAACAAAAUUUAUUCUGAACGGAAAUAAUCGUUUUCUAGACUACAUUUUUACCGGCUAUCUAUGUAAAUGCACGUCAAAGUUCACAAAAUUUAAAAAAAACCGUUCCAAUUAACUCUAUACACUAACUUCUUGAGUUUUAUUGGGCAAUUUUUAGUAUAGGUACAUCGUUUUAAGUGCAUAUACUACUAUAGUACAAGUACCAUUUCGAUGUGUUCAAUACUAUAUUAGAAUAUAAUUCAUGCAAAUUGCAAAAAUUAUAUAAAAAUUAUGUAAUUUAUUCGAAUAAUUAGUCAUUCAAUUUUGAAAAUCACUUUGAACAGUCUAAAUUCAAACAACUGACAUUAACCAUUCCGUUUUGGCCGUUUUAUAUUGGGUAUUAGGUAAAUAACGUUUUGACUAUAAAUUAAACAAGUUCGAGUAUUUAUGAAAUUGUCUGAGCAAAAUAUAUAUUUCAUAUACUUUUUACAAUAUACUUAUUUACUCAUCAUCAAUCUUCAGUUAUUAAUAUUAUUUUAGCAAUUUAAUUGAGCCUCGGUAGAAAUGAUUUCUUAAAGACAACCCAUCAUAUAGUAAAAUGUAUAGGCAUAAUAAUAUAUCUUUUGCUUAGAUUGAAAACUAAAAUUUGUUUAGUUUAUAUAUGUUGUGAUUAUAUUAUAGAUGUACGUUUAUAUUUGGUACCCCGACGGUACUCGUGGACGUUAUUGCCGCUUUUGAAAAAUUACCUCCAGAACAGAGAAACAAUAAAGUGAAGUAUGCAAUGACCGGUGGAGCUCCGUGUUCGCCCGUUUUGAUAAAAAAGUUUAAAAAGACGUUUCCAGGCACUAAACUUGUGGUACACACUCUAUAUUAUUAAAUAAUAUGUCUUUGAUCCCGAGGAAAAAAGGUUUAUGUCAAUUUUGUAUAGUUUUUAAUACAAAACAAUUAAGUACAUUUUAAAAAUACAUAUCUGACUUGAACCAUUUUUCUAUGGGACCAAAGAUAUAAUAUAUUAUGUAAUUAAAAUGUUUUAUUCCUGAGCUAAACGAUUAAAAUUCUUAAAAAUAUAUUCUGACGUUUAAGUCGGUUUUCGGGAUGACGGAAACUAGUCCAAUUACUUUUCAAAACUACCACGAUGACACGGAUGAACAAAUUAUGUCGACAGUAGGUCAAAUACACGAUCAUGUGGAGGUCAGUAAAUUAAUAAAACUUAAAUAAUUUAUCGUAUAAACGAUAGUAAUCCUCUUGUAUUUUAACUAAGUUGGAACUUUUUUACAUUAAAACUGAUGCUCAUUUAUUCAGACCACUGAAAUAGUGAGAAUCUAUAUGUUCCUUAUCCAUUUCUGAUCACACCGAUAAUGGCGGUUUUGUUUUCUCAUUUAUUUUAUGUUGAUAACAUAUUUUCCUAACUUUAAUGUUUUCAUUUCAUGUGAUAUUCGCCCCUCUUUCAUUAUAUUUAAUUUGAUUAGAUAUUUCAUGUGAUCUGUAAUCAAUGUCAUUAUAGAGAUAGGUAGCUUGAAUAGUUAACAUAGAUUCUCGAAUACGAUGUUUUACAAUAUUUCGAUUUAAUAGCUGGAUUAAUAGUGUUUUUAGUUUAAGCGAUAUUCGAUAACUAGUUUCAAUGAUUUAACAAUAUUUAACUAUCGAAUUACAAGAAAUAGCCAAUAGAAAUAAUUGCAUGGUGCCAUUAGUCAUAGAUGAAUUAAGAAAACAGUAUGCAUUGUAUUGACAUCAUCACGAGAAAUAUUAUUAAUACAUAAAGUGUUUUUAUAGGCGAAAGUGGUUGAUUUAAACGGCGAAAUGGUACCCUUCGGUACUCCGGGGGAAUUGCUCAUUCGCGGAUAUGUGAACAUGAUUGGGUAUUACAACGACGAAGAAAAAACAAAGGAAACGAUCGACUCUACUAAAUGGCUUAAGACGGGGUAAAUAAUAAUUGAUGAUAACUUUAAAUAAUAUUAUUGUGUUUAUUGUUUUCUUGUUGUAGAGACCAAUUCAUGUUGUAUGAAAAUGGUUACGGCAAUGUCGUUGGUAGAACAAAAGAUAUGAUUAUUCGAGGUGGCGAAAAUAUAUUUCCUGUAGAUAUCGAAUACUUUUUGGAGUCACAUCCAUUAAUCACACAAGUUCAAGUGACUAUAUAAAUAAUAAAUUAAGUUAAAACUGUCAAAGAAAAAAAGGGUUACCUAAUAAAAAAAAAAAAAUUAAAUUACCAAUGGAAAAAUGAAAAGAGCCGAUUGGCUACGUAACGAAUAAUAAUAAUAAUCAAACCUAUUAACGGAAGACGUUACUUAUUUAGUGAAUUUCCCCGGUUUUUCCCAACUAUCAAGACGAAUACAAAGUAAAUCAAAAAUUGACCCCUUAGUGCACUAUCUGGACAAAAUUUACUUUUAUAAAAAAUGCUAUUAUACUUAAUGAUCGUAGCAAGAUUUUUGGUAGAAAGUAGUUUACAAGCAUAAAAAAAAGACACAUAGUAAAACCAAUACAUUCCUCUCUUCGAUCAGAACCCAAAAUGUACAUAGUACCAUUGGUAUUUUUGUACCUACCAGCUACCAUGUUCCCGAUGUAUGAAUAUCUGUUCGUAAGCUGUGGACCCUACGUCAUCGUAAAGAUUAACAAAACUAAUUAACUUUUUUCAUCUUUGAUCGACUUAUUGCAAGUGCAUAUUAUGUUGUUCUCAUUCUAUUUAUGGAUUUUUUAGGUAUACGGUGUGCCCGAUGAAAGGAUGGGCGAAGAAGUAUGUGCCAGUGUAAUCGUAAAAGAGGGUUCGACGCUCACGGAAACAGACAUAAAAUCGUACUGCAAAGGGAAGGUUGGUUUAUUCAAGGAAGUUUAUAACUAGCAAUUGCAUUCCGAUUAUAAUUGUAUUCAUAUUUCUUAUUAUUUACUCUAUAAUAGCUGUACAUAUUUUUUACUAAUUUUUUUCAGAUCUCUCAUUUCAAGGUCCCCAAAUACGUCUUUAUCGAAAAAGGCGAGUUUCCUAAAACAGGAUCCGGUAAAGUGCAAAAGUUUUUAUUGAAAGAAAUAGCUAUAAAACGGAUUGCGAAAUAUAACGAACAUUAUUAGAACUCGUGGCUCUGUGUAUUUACAAUUUUGUUUCAGAAUAUUUAAAUCUAAUUAAAAAUUCUUAAAUCAAGGACGUAAACAAGGUGGGGGGAUGAAUAUAUUGGUUCAAACAUCCCCCUGAAAUUCUAAAAACGCAUUAAUACUAUUUCUAUAGUUCAAAAUGUUAAUUUUUUUACUUAUGAACCUUCCCCAAAGUUUUUUUUGUAUACGCGCCUGUUUUAAAGGUGAUAAGUAGGUAUUUACGUUUACAAGCAAAUAUGUGCUAAAAAUAAUUUAUAAAUGUAUAUAUAUAAGCAUUUUUUUUAGUUUAUAAUAGGUGCUACUAUGCAUCAUUUUUUACUUUUACCGGCUCAUUAUGUAUUAAAUAAUAUUAACAUAUAAAUAUUUUAUUAU
Messenger RNA from Cinara cedri, 10021 nucleotides. NCBI's taxonomy places the organism in Eukaryota, Metazoa, Arthropoda, Insecta, Hemiptera, Aphididae. The record is from the annotation of a GenBank genome assembly.